Nothobranchius furzeri (turquoise killifish) is the source of this 6067-nucleotide messenger RNA. RefSeq names its product guanine nucleotide binding protein (G protein), alpha 11b (Gq class) (gene gna11b). The record is from RefSeq and is a predicted model, not a curated record. Gene Ontology annotation, cellular component: heterotrimeric G-protein complex. Gene Ontology annotation, molecular function: GTPase activity; guanyl nucleotide binding; G-protein beta/gamma-subunit complex binding. Lineage: Eukaryota; Metazoa; Chordata; Actinopteri; Cyprinodontiformes; Nothobranchiidae. Gene Ontology annotation, biological process: phospholipase C-activating dopamine receptor signaling pathway; adenylate cyclase-modulating G protein-coupled receptor signaling pathway; action potential.
AAUUGGUCUGGCCCGAACCUGUUUCACGCAGUCGGCCGUCUGUCAGUCAGCACCACGCUGCCCUCCUCCGCCUCGGCUGGCAUCAUCCUGCUGUGUGCCCACCUUAUUCCAGCGACCAUCCCUCUCUUUGAUGUGAUUUAUACCAACAGCAAGAACCGCCGCAUUUUCUCUAUUUUCUACGUCUUAUUUGUAGCUUUAUGUUUUACAAUCAGGAUGCGCUGGGGGUGUUGUCCUGUUUUUGUUAGCUAGGCGGACAAAUUCCUUCAACCAGCCUGCUGUUUCAAUCACUGCAGGCGGACACUACAUCAGUCGACGCGCCGUUUGGUGAGCUAGCGGGUUAGCAGCGCUGCCUUUCUAGCUGUAAUUUAGCUCAAAUUGGCUGAUAUUGGGCUAAGCUUGGGGACACUGCUCAGACAGCUGCCACUGGUUUGGAUGCCGCGACACUGCAGGUUGCAACUCGGAGAAGCCACUCGUUCUCCCGGCUCCAUCUCCCGUGAUUUGCGGUGAACAUCCGGGUGAAGUCGCAGCUCUUCUCGGCUGGGGGACAACUUGACAGCGAGGCCCCUUGGCUUGUCUCCCCUCCCCCAGCCCCGCCGUCCGUUUCUGUAAUACUGACGACAGCCUCCUCGAACUCGGGGGUUGGAGAGGAGCAGGAACCGUGAAGCUGAGGUGUUGGUCCGGUCCCGUUUUUAAACCGGGCUGCCAAAACCAGGGAGGAUGACUCUGGAGUCCAUGAUGGCUUGUUGCCUGAGCGAGGAGGCGAAGGAGUCGAAACGAAUCAAUGCAGAAAUUGACAAACAACUCCGCCGAGACAAGCGAGACUCCAGGAGAGAACUGAAAUUACUACUACUCGGGACAGGAGAAAGUGGCAAAAGCACCUUUAUCAAACAGAUGAGGAUCAUCCAUGGAGCUGGCUACUCAGACGAAGACAAGAGGGGCUUCAUUCGGCUUGUUUACCAAAACAUCUUCACCUCCAUGCAGGCCAUGAUUCGUGCCACGGAAACUCUCAAGAUCCCGUACAAAUAUGAACAGAACCGAGCCAAUGCCAUGGUUGUGAAGGAGGUGGAUAUUGAGAAGAUCAAUGGGUUUGACCAGCACUACGUUGCAGCUAUUAAAAGCCUGUGGGCCGACCCGGGCAUCCAGGAGGCCUAUGACCGCCGCAGAGAGUACCAGCUCUCUGACUCCACUAAGUAUUACCUUAGCGAUAUAAACCGUGUGACCGCGGAGGGAUACGUUCCCACCCAGCAGGAUGUGCUGAGGGUCCGCGUUCCCACCACGGGUAUAAUAGAGUACCCGUUUGACCUGGAGAACGUCAUCUUCAGUUAUCUUUCGGAUCUGGAUCGUAUUGUCGAUCCCAACUAUCUUCCCACUCAGCAGGACGUACUCAGAGUGCGCAUACCCACUACAGGAAUCAUAGAGUACCCCUUCGACUUGCAGAGCAUCAUUUUCAGGAUGGUGGAUGUAGGGGGUCAGAGGUCAGAGAGGAGAAAGUGGAUUCACUGCUUUGAGAACGUCACCUCCAUUAUGUUUCUGGUGGCCCUGAGUGAGUAUGACCAGGUCCUGGUGGAGUCCGACAACGAGAACCGUAUGGAGGAGAGCAAGGCUCUCUUCAGAACCAUCAUCACCUACCCCUGGUUUCAAAACUCCUCUGUCAUCCUCUUCCUCAACAAGAAGGACCUGUUGGAGGAGAAGAUCUCCUACUCACACCUGGUGGAUUACUUUCCUGAGUUUGAUGGUCCACAGAGAGAUGCCCAGGCAGCGCGGGAGUUCAUCCUCAAAAUGUUUGUGGACUUGAACCCGGACAGCGACAAGAUCAUCUACUCUCACUUCACUUGUGCCACGGACACUGAGAACAUCCGCUUCGUGUUUGCAGCUGUCAAAGACACCAUCCUACAGCUCAAUCUAAAAGAGUACAACCUGGUGUGAGGGCUCACUUACGAUGCACACCUCCUCUCCCAUUGCACAAAGGCACGCCUCUCUGGGAGCGCGCCGCCAACUCCACACGCAUCACGCAGCACACUACUCCGGCUGUCCCGCGCCACCACACACAAACAGAACUCCUGCUUUUUUUUUUCUAGUUCUUUUUCAGUACGUUGUAUUUACAGACACCCCAUGCCCCCUCGUUUACCAAAGCCUCGUCCGUCUCCUCCUCUUCCUCCUUCUCUCGGCAGCUUGUUGUGUCAGAGUCUUCAGCCCCUCACAAAGCUGCGGCGUGUGUCAGAUUUGGUCUCGGCUGCUGGCUCUUUCACAUUUCUCCUGGCAAACCAACCUUUUCACACAGGCUUAACAGUGACUGGAAGGGUUUCUGUGGCAUUUGUAUCUAUUUGGGGCAGCUUUUACCGGCGACAAGUUCAGUUUUGGUGAAUAUUCAAACCCCAUGACGCCCCAGAGAGUCGACCCCAUUGUCUCUUUUUCUGCCUGAGUGGAAGGAACUGAGCUUCAUCGCCCAAGGACCAGCGGUGCUGAUCAGAGAUGCUUCAGAGUGACCAGGCCAGGAUGUAAUGUCAGACACUAAAGGGACGGAGCUGAGGAUUCAGUCUCCACCUCACAUCUGUGAAUGUACCCUCGAUGUGAGCCCCCCAAUAAGUUAACCCACAAAUGUAUAUCAUGAAGUAAACGCUAAAGGUGUACGAGGGCGUGAGAAAAUUCAUGAAAAUCAAUUUUGAGAUUUAUUUUAGUCCAUAUUUGGUGAUAAAAAGUUGUGGAGAUAACAAAUUGAGAGAAAAUUGAUACAAAUCUGCAAAACCAGCAGCUCUAAAUUCCCUUCAAAGUUUGCGUUAAUCACACGCUUCCCUUCCUCCAGAUGUUUUCUGUAUAGAUUUACAGGGACAAUCUUCCACUCGGCUACAUCUGGUUCCUCUGCACUCCGUGCAAAAUCAGGCGUGGCUGUCGAUGGUCAGCGCCCCAGUCUGUGGAUGCGGAGGGGAGCGUGAUGUCGUCGGAGGGGCUUAAUCGAGACUAAUCUGUAAAUUGAAAAACAAAUCAUCAUCUCUGACGACGUCACGCUAGCAUCACCCUGCCGUCCAAUCAGACGCACUUCCUGAUGCGACACUGUCAUCCUAUUUCGUCAGGGUGUGCUUCUGCUGCUUUUAUUUUUUAUUUUUGUCACGUUUAAUUACUAAAGAUAUUGAGUAAUAUGAGGAAAAGGGGGGUUGAGCCUUUCACAGAAAACACUUAAGAAGUCUUCAAAUGUUUAAGUAUAUUUGUACUACAUCUAAACACAAAACACUUCUGUACAAAAGCGUUCUAUGGUACACCAUCUUUGGUUUGAAAUACUAAAAAGAGAACGAGUCGGCUUUCAUUAGAUUUACAGUUUUCUCCAUUGAAUCUAUGGUAGUAUUGAUACUGUGAUUGUGGGAUUGGUUCAGAGCACCACAUCACUCUGUUCCCAGAGUCCAAACAGCCAGGACUGGUUCACAAAUCUCCACAGUAAGGUGAUUUUAAGAGUAAUUAAAGAAUUUUUUUUUCUAUUUAUAUAAUUUAUGAACCAGGAUGAAGGUGUUGAUAAUUUGACUGCUUGUGCUUCUGUCAUGUUGAAGGGCCUCUUCUUUCAUGGCAGGGCCUACUUGAGUCUGAACUGCUGUAAAAAAACAACAAGAAAAAAUAACAAAACAAAAAAAAAACUUAAAAAAAUAAUCUGAAUGUCUGGUAUAAUAAGAACUUUAUCUCUGCUUUCUAUUUCUUAGACAUUUCCAGUUGUACUUUUCCAUCACAUUUCCAUUCAUCACAUUUGUUUUUGUUAGGAGUCCUCGCUCUUUAUUUUUAUUUUUUUAGAUAUUUCUAAAUCACAUUUCUCCCGUUGGGUUAUAGAUGCAGCGCUGUAAUACAUGCCUAGAAAACUGUACAGUACAAACAUAGGUGGACUUUCUUUUUUUUUUUUUUUUUUUACCGGUGAUUGAAGACCCUCUCUGGUCGAUGCUUGCUGUUUGUAACUUAACACUAAAAUUUAAAAAAGUUACUUUUAUUUUCCAACAUUUUAUUGCUUGCUUUGAAUAGUGCCAGUGAAGUGCAGAUAUAUAUAUUUUUUGGUCUCAUAUGUGACCUUUUCUACCGAUGAUUUACCCUUCAUCCUCAUUAAGGGCUAUCAUAGUGCAUCCGACAGCAGGGAGUGGAGUUCAGGACCAUGGUGAACCAAGUCAUCCACUAGAAUACUCGUGUAAAGAGAUUAACAGUAUAGGCAGGGUGUUAGGACAAAUGUAAGGUGUGUGUGUGUGUGUGUGUGUGUGUGUGUGUGUGUGUGUGUGUGUGUGUGUCUGCGCAGACAGUUUACAAACACUAAAAAAAGUUUUCUUCAAGUAUUUCUUUAGAUCCUUUGGAUUGUCGCUAAUUUCCACUACAUUUAGUUCUUUUUUUUUUUACAUUAAUUUCAGUGUUACCUGUAAUAAUUUGUGGUCUAGAUGCACCAAACAGUAAAACUACCAGUAUUGCACAUUUCCCCAAGUAUUUGAGCUCUGGCCAAGAUGUCGUUCUAAGCCGUCCUGGUGGGUUUUUUGUAUAUUUUAACCUAAAUGAAUUUCAGCUCUUGUGACAUUUUGGGAUUCUAUAUAGAGUUAAAAUUGCCAUCGUUGAAAUAAACUGCAUUACAUAUUCUGGUUUUGUCUGAUGUUUCUUGAAAUAUUAUGUGGAUUAAAAAUAAAAAAUAGCCGAUAAAUGACACUGAUUUUUUUUUCUAACAGUUUUCUCUAUCUGACAAAUAUAAGAUACGCUUAAAUUAAAUAAUCUUUUAACGAUGCAUAAGACAAUUCAGAGACCUUAAAAAUGAUUAUCUUUUCUUUCCUGCUUUGUGAUUGGCUUAGUGUGCUCUAGAAUGGCCAACCGUCUUGAGAGCAAGAUUCCACUAAAUGCCGAAAUAAAGCCUCAUCGGUCGAAUUUCUAGCCUCUGCUAUAAGAACAAAUACCUUAAAAUGGGAAGCCAAUCACAAUUGAAAUGUAUGUAGGUUAAGAUGUAUAAAAAGCACCAGUAUGCUGUUACUGCCACCUUAUCUGAGAAUUACACUAACUGCUUGCUGAUGGAAGAGGAUCAGAAUGCCAGUGCUCAGACCCAAGUGUUUAUCAGUAAUAAUUUUUCUGUAUUGAGUGCAGCUCACUUAACGGUGUCAAAGCAUGUGUUCAUUAACAAAUUUGACUACAAAUCUGGCACGUGUUGAAAGGCUAUGUGUGCGAGUGUGUGUGUGUGCGUGCGUGUGUUAGCAUCUCAGUGUUGUGCAGUUUGGUUCUUAUCGGAGCAGAAAUUCAGAAAUGCUGUCCCCUUGCCUGUUAUUAGCUUUAUUGGUUUUCCAAUUAUCACCAUUGCCUCGAAUAAACACGUUCUUCACGUCCCCUUCCUGCGAGCUUGUUAAACUAAUUGGGAUCCAGCCGAUCUCAGACAUCAGUGUGGAGUUGGUCGACACUCAUAUUAAAGCGUAAUAUUUCCGUGCAGAACACUACCAGAACACUGUUAAGAUCACUUGAUUAAUUUUUCCUCACGAUAAUGAAACCUGACGGUCAAUCAUUAGUGGUGUGCAUAAAAAUGCUUGUUUUUGGUCUUUAUUUUGUAUGUAAACCAAAAUGUAAACCAUGUAUUAUACUGAGUGUGCCAACCCCAUUCCCUAGAGCCAGGCUCUCUCUAAGUGCCAAUGCUGUGGUCAUUAUCAAAGGGACCACCAUUUGAGAAGCCCCCCAACACACACUCCUUUUUAAAUCACGUCACACACUAAAAGCAAAGAUGAUCUAGCACAGAAAGAUUUAAUUCUGUAUUUAAAAUUGAAUUUUAAUGCUAAUCUGCUCUUUUUUUUAAUAUAAACUGUAAUAACUGCAUGUGAUGUUUUAUUUUGUCAGAAGUGAGGGCUUGGAUGUUUUCAUUGAAGUAGAGCCCUUAACGAAGGGCCUUCAGUUUGUUGUUAUCGAUGUAUAUUGAUUUACAUAACUUGCCAUAUUUUUUAUGUGUUUCAUGUAUUUGUUUCAACCACUGUUGCCUGAUCCUCAUUCAAACAUGAACAUGACUUAUGAUCGUUGCCGCCUUCUAAGAGAGAAACAUAAUGACAAGGUAUCUGUUUUAAAUUGAAAUAAAAUUGUUCCUAUACUUGCA